AUGUUGGUGCUUCUCCUGUUGCUAUACCAUUUCAUCGCUAGCACUGUAGUUAGUGCCAGCCCCAACGGCACUCAUUACUCCUAUCACGAGCUGUGGAUAUUGCAGACCUAUUUCUGGCAGAACUUCCUCUAUCCCACUAACCGGGGUCAUAUCGACGCCAACGACUCCUCUAUCUUCGCAGCCGAUGUCCAAGGCCGUGUUCACGCAACUCGCACCUUCGACGGUCGGGAACUCAACAACGAGUAUAUCUUCGGUCUCUUUUCUCAGCCUGACCACCCCGGAAUCUUCGGGCCUCCUAUCGCGUACAACAUCACCCAGUUCGCGGCCACCGACAACACCGCUGCAGCCACCACCCUCAUCACCUUCAACAUCACCACCUUCCAGCUGGUGGUCCCCGCCGUGAUUGACACCUGGUUCCAGUACGACUCCUCCGGCAAGAUCACUCAGUAUGACGCCGUCUUCCGCUGGCUGGAUUAUCUCUUCGUUCCUCUCAUGCAGGCAGCGAGAAAAAUGUUCCAUCUGAACGAUUCAGUCCAGAUUCAGAAUAGAGUAGCUGCUUUGCUUGCAGACACCAUCUGCCAGACACAUCAGGAUCACUGUCAGGGAGCAAACCAGCAGUACGCUUCUAAGGAGGAUUGUGUUGUGUUCCUGACCCAGAGAGUCCGCUUCGGCUUGCCGUACGAGAUGGGCCGGAACACCUUGCUGUGUCGCGAAGUGCACGACAACAUGGUACGAUUCAACCCGCCCGUACAUUGUCCUCAUAUUGGGCCCAGUGGUGGCGGGUAUUGUGUCGACGACAUGACCUACCAGCAGGUGGUGCUGGAGAAAUACUUCCGACACUCGUGGGUGCCAUACGGAUAUGCGGAUCACAACCCCUGGGUCGCUGUAGGGGCACAAUGA
Molecule: messenger RNA, 900 nt
Organism: Aspergillus aculeatus ATCC 16872
Lineage: Eukaryota; Fungi; Ascomycota; Eurotiomycetes; Eurotiales; Aspergillaceae
Exons: 2
Coding region: 1-900 (299 amino acids)
Source: RefSeq, a predicted model, not a curated record